UGCAUCCCCACUCAGAAUCUAAGUACAUCACUUCCAAUUUGUUGGCUGUUCUCUCAAGUCUUCCCUUUUCUCCCACUUUGACUUUUCUUUAGAAGAGCUUAUUGGUGGCAUAGAAACUAUGGCAGCACACAGAGUUAUCAUCAUAGCAUCACUUCUCUUCUGUUUAGCCGGAACUUGUUAUGGGAAAGUUCUCUUCUCUUCCUUGAAGAAAACCCUUGAUGUCACUGCUUCCCCCAAACAUGGACAAGUUGUGGAAGCUGGAUUGGACACUAUCACUGUGACAUGGGCUCUGAACAAGACCUUACCAGCUGGAACAGAUUCUUCCUACAAAACCAUAAAGGUGAAGCUGUGCUACGCGCCGAUAAGUCAACAAGACCGCGCGUGGAGAAAGACAGAGGACGAGCUCUCCAGGGACAAGACAUGCCAGCACAAGAUUGUGGCCAAGCCCUACGAUGCAUCCAACAAAACAGUGCACACCUUCGAGUGGUUGAUUGAGAGGGACGUGCCUGAAGCCACGUACUUCGUACGCGCCUAUGCUCUUGACUCCAACGACGUGCAAGUGGGUUAUGGUCAAACCAGUGAUGCUAAGAAGACAAGUAACUUGUUCAAGAUCCAGGCAAUCACCGGGCGACACCUGUCGCUUGAUAUAUGCUCUGCUUGUUUCAGUGCCUUCUCAGUGGUGUCCCUGAUUUUCUUCUUCUAUAUUGAGAAGAGAAAGAAACAUUAAGUCUUCUUCAUGAUCACAGCAGUGAUUGAAUGACAAAGGAGCUUCAUGGCAGAUUUUUACUAAUGCUUUUAUUACAUGGUAUAUUGGUAUUUAAUAAGUGUGUGUUUAGAUUUCUGCUCAACUUAAAAAAUUUACUUAGCUACUUGUGCCUUAGGAUGUAUGGCUUCCUGUUUGUUUGUAUCAGGCAAAUGGGAAACCAAACAUACACUAAAUCAAGAGGAUUUGCUUUGGCUCUCAAUGAUCUAUGAUGUAUUUCAAGUCAAUAUAAAUGUAUAACUAAAUUUCACACA
This is a messenger RNA of Lotus japonicus, 1017 nucleotides long. Its product is annotated as high-affinity nitrate transporter 3.1. Lineage: Eukaryota; Viridiplantae; Streptophyta; Magnoliopsida; Fabales; Fabaceae. The record is from RefSeq and is a predicted model, not a curated record. Gene Ontology annotation, biological process: response to nitrate; nitrate transmembrane transport. Bases 119 to 727 code for a protein of 202 amino acids. Gene Ontology annotation, cellular component: plasma membrane. The transcript is spliced from 2 exons. Gene Ontology annotation, molecular function: nitrate transmembrane transporter activity.